AUGGUCGCUUCACUCUGCCUAGUUCUUGCCUCUCUGAGCAUCAGUCCCAACAGAUCUCAGUUCUUCACGUACGACACCAUCAAGCUGAGCUGUGAUGCCUUCGGGAACUCCACCGGCUGGACGGUAAGGAGGAACACGACUUCUCAGACUGAUGUGCCGUGCAAGAAACCCUGGGGGAUCCCGAAUGGGCCCUCCUGCACCAUUGAAGACGCCUAUCCAAAGGACACAGGGCUGUACUGGUGCGAGUCCAGAGACGUGGGCUGCAGCAGUGCCGUCAACAUCAUUGUGACGGCUCAUGUUGUGAUCCUGGAGAGCCCUGCACUUCCUGUGUCGGAGGGAGACGACGUGACACUUCGCUGCUCCUACAAGGAAUUAGAACAGUAUCAGGCCUCCUCUGACUUCUCCGCAAGUCUGUACAAGGAUGGCAAAUUCGACGAUGACAUGUCUGCAGGAAAGAUUACUCUCCGUGCGGUGUCCAAGUCUGACGAGGGCCUGUACUCAUGUGAACACCCCACAAAAGGAAAGUCACCAGAGAGCCGGCUGGCUGUGAGAGCUGCAGACAAACCGCGGCCAACAAGCCCCUCUCCUCCUCUUCCUCCCAUCAUGUCCAUCCCGAGGCUGGUGUGUAUUGUCCUGCUGGUGAUUCUGUACAUGGUGCUCCUCAUCAUGUGUGUGUACGUCUAUGUCCGCUGGACUCAAGCUCGAGCUGAAAGGAAGAACAGACUUUUGGAUCAAAUCUCACAGGACUGAAAAAUCAUGUUUUUUUUUUUCCGUUUUGUUUUUUUCACCUCCCCGCAUCCCCCUGGAACGAGCAAGAGGAGAAGAUUCAAGGUGCAGCCCCAAGUAUGCUUAUAUGCACACCAAUAUUCUGAUUAUUGGGACUAAUCAGUAGUCAAUAAAUCUAUUUUAUUAGGUUGUUAAAAAAUAGUUUAUGUAAAAAUCCAGUUCAUAUGGAUUCAUAUUUUUUUACUCUUCCCACAUCCGGCCACAGAGUAAUUUAAAAACACGAGGUGAUCAAGCCUUUUCUGUGGCAGCCCCUAAAUUAUGGAACGAGCUACCACUAAAAAUAAGGUUGUCCCCCACCCUACCUACUUUUAAAUCACGUCUUAAAACUUACUUUUAUUCAUUGGCUUUUAACUCAGCGUGAGAGUUAUGUGACCUCUGUUCUUGUGUGAUCUCU
Molecule: messenger RNA, 1180 nt
Organism: Myripristis murdjan (pinecone soldierfish)
Lineage: Eukaryota; Metazoa; Chordata; Actinopteri; Holocentriformes; Holocentridae
Exons: 5
Coding region: 1-750 (249 amino acids)
Biological process (GO): immune response; cell surface receptor signaling pathway
Cellular component (GO): external side of plasma membrane
Molecular function (GO): transmembrane signaling receptor activity
Source: RefSeq, a predicted model, not a curated record